This is a messenger RNA of Trichoderma gamsii, 4587 nucleotides long. RefSeq names its product RNase3 domain-containing protein. Gene Ontology annotation, cellular component: nucleus; cytoplasm; RISC complex. The record is from RefSeq and is a predicted model, not a curated record. NCBI's taxonomy places the organism in Eukaryota, Fungi, Ascomycota, Sordariomycetes, Hypocreales, Hypocreaceae. Gene Ontology annotation, biological process: siRNA processing. Bases 1 to 4587 code for a protein of 1528 amino acids. Gene Ontology annotation, molecular function: RNA binding; ribonuclease III activity; ATP binding. The transcript has 6 exons.
AUGUGGCGCACUCCGGCAUGCAUGUUAGCGGCAGAUGGCCUGGCAUCUGGGAAUGGAAAUGGCCCUGGUCUUUGGCCUGGCCCGGCCUCGGGUCCGGCUCCGGGCGCGGUUCCCAGGGCCCUGUCGACGAUGCGUGGUUCGUCUGGGGCUGACGUGACGCCGUCCAGUGUCGACGGCUCUGGCUCAGGCUCGGGCUCUGAUUCGGACUCUGCAGGGCGUGGCUCGGGAGACACACCCCUGGACCAGGAGGCGGGUCAUAGCAUCGAGAAGUGGGCGGGCGUCAUUGAUGAUGCCGGCAUUGGCGUGGACGAGGCUCUUGUGCCUGGGGCUGAUAUUAGAGACGCCUCGUCCACCCAGCAGGUUCUGGACUCGGGAAGCCAGGCAGAAACUCCAAGUGGCAAUGGAGAGCAAGCAAUAAUGGCGUCGAGGGCGUACCAGCUUGAGAUGCUCGAGCAGAGCCUGAGGCAGAAUGUGAUUGUUGCUAUGGACACGGGGAGUGGCAAGACUCAAGUGGCUGUACUUCGUAUCAAGGGAGAAUUGGAGAGAUGCGACCCAAAAAAGAUUAUUUGGUUUAUCACGCCGACUGUGUAUUUGAGUGCACAGCAGCAUACAGUUCUGAAGCUGCAGAUCCCCUCGGUGCCCAUGAAAAUGCUCGCUGGCAACCGCCAUCUACCUGGUUGGGCGCAGGAGACCUGGAAUUCUAUUCUGGAAAACACUCGAGUUAUCAUUACAACGCCCCAGAUUCUGCUGGAUGCUCUCGACCACGCUUACCUUAAGAUGGAACACUUGGCGCUGAUAGUAUUUGAUGAAGUCCAUAAUUGUGUUGGUAAAAACCCUGGCGGCAAGAUCAUGCAGAAUCAUUAUCAUCCAUGCUUGUUGGCUGGCAAGAGCGUGCCAGCAAUCAUGGGCCUGACAGCAACCCCAAGCAUCCAAUCCGAGGCUACAGAUCUCGCAGUCUUGGAGCAGCUGAUGGAUGCAAGAUGCAUCUCCCCCACGCUGCACCGAGACGAGCUCCUCAAAUGCGUCAAGAGACCCAGUAUCCAGCAUAAAGUCUACAUGCCUGCCGAGGAUUACUCCACUCCUGCCAUGGCAUCUCUGGAGAAGGUCUAUGAGGGUCUGGACAUUAACGAAGACCCUUUUGUGCAGUCGCUAAGGGAAAACCUGACGGAUAGGAACGAACGUUUGUUAGAGAAAACUAUAAUGAAACAAGACACCUAUACGCAUAUUCAAAUGAAGACAUUCAAGUCUCAGUCGCAGAGCAUAUGCAAACAGCUGGGUCCUUGGGCUGCUGACCUUUUCAUCUGGAAGAGCAUAUCGUCUUUUCUCGAGAAGGCUGAAACCGGCGACGAGUUUUUCGACCAGUGGUAUCAUUGUCGGAACAGUGAAAAGAAGUAUCUGGCCGACAUUUUUCGUCGAGUCGACGUCAAGCCCCCUCCCAAGGCUCCCCAAGAUCUAAACGACAUUUCAGACAAAGUCCUCAUGCUGUUGGAAGAACUCUUGUCAAUCGAUGAACCAAGCACAAUGGGAAUCAUCUUUGUUGAGGAGCGCGUCAUGGUGAAGAUGCUGGCCGAGCUCCUGUCCAUCAACCCGGCCAUUACGAAGAAAUACAAAGUUGGCACCAUGGUUGGAUCUUCCAACUACUCAUCAAAGCGAAGAAUCGUGUAUGAUUUUGGAGACAAGGGCGAUCUCAAGGCUCUGCAGAAUUUCCGCUCUAGCAAGAUUAACCUACUCAUUGCAACCUCAGUCUUGGAAGAGGGAAUUGACGUCCCUGCCUGCAAUCUAGUCAUCUGCUUUGACGUCCCAAAGACUUCAAAGUCGUUUAUACAGAGGCGCGGACGGGCGCGAAUGAAGGACUCGAGGCUGUUGCUUUUCUUUGACGAGAAUGACGCUUCCUUGAAGAAAUGGGAGGAGAAGGAAGGCGAGAUGAACAGACUCUUUGAAGACGAACAGAGAGACAUGCAGCAAUUGGCGAUGAUUGAAAAAUCUGAGAGCCUAGGCACUAUAUUUUAUAUUCACCCGGUGACUGGGGCGAGGCUCGACUUUGACAAUGCCAAAGCGCACUUGGAGCACUUUUGCAGGGCGUUAUCGCCAGCAGAGUUUGUUGACAGCCGACCAGACUACAUCAUUCACGAAGAGAUGGGUGUGGGUUCUCAUGCUUUGACUGCCACUGUUAUACUUCCACCGUUCAUACCUGUGAAUCCGAGGCAGUACAAGAGUGCGUCUGUGUGGCAAUCAGAAAAGAAUGCUACCAAAGAUGCCGCCUUCCAAGCCUACAUGGCCCUUAACGACGCCGGGCUUUUAAACGAGAAUCUAUUGCCAUUCAAAGCCGAUGAGAUUCCCGGUAUCGAUACCCGAGUGCCUGAGGUGGCUGUUGAGCCCAUGAUGAAGCCAUGGCAUCAUGUUGCUCCUGCGUGGCGAGAGACUGGCGAUAAAUGGCUCUACUCUCUCACUUUAUCUGAAGAAGAUGGCCAGUUGAUUGGCGAAUAUGAGAUUUUGCUGCCUGUAAGGCUUGACCAGCCUCUGCCUCUAGACCUGUUCCUAGACAGAGGCCAUAAGCUGGAGCUGAGAUUCUCUGAAGGAAGGCCAGUGCCGCAUGGCCAGGUUGCGUCUUUGCCAGACCAUACGUCAGCUCUUCUUGCGCUGCAUUUCUGCCACAGGUGGCCCAAAGAGGAACUCCACAACGAAGGACGAGAACACGUGGUGCGAAUUUGGGCCAAGAACGACUCGCCCUCAAUAGACCAGAUUGGUGCAGUUGGAUUUGAGCCGUUCGAAGAGGACCAUAAAAAUGGACAAUAUUUUAUACGAGACAACACCAACUCUCCCUACAUCUACAAGGACAUGAUCGAAAGAAAGCCCCCUAUCGAUCUGGUGCAGAAUGCUUUUUACGGGUUUGAAAAGGCUCCCGAAAAGGGGCCUUAUCUCGUGCUCAAGAAGUGGACGCGGAGAACCGAUUUCCUGCACCGCUUGCAAGGGAAUCCCGAGAAAGAACAAGCUAGCAGCAGGCCUUACUCGCGGGUGUAUCCCAUGGAGUGGGCAGUGGUUGAUACCGUGCCGGCGACGCAUGCCAUGUUUGGCAUGAUAAUACCCACGAUUAUUCAUGAGCUGGGUGUCAUGCUGAUGGCUAAGGAGCUGGCCACGACUGUUCUUGAGCCUGUCGGGAUAUCGGACUGGAGAUUGGUGAGAGAGGCUAUCUGUGCGCGGAGUGCGAACGAGCCGAUGAAUUAUGAGAGACUGGAAUUUAUGGGCGAUUCUAUUCUGAAGCUUUGCACUUGCAUACAAGCUGCUGUUACCAAACCCGAUUGGCCUGAGGGCUACCUUUCUUACUGGAGAGACCGACUGAUUUCUAACGUACGGCUAUACCGGGCAGCAGUUGAAUUUCGACUGCCCAGGUUUCUUGUCACAAAGCCUUUCACAGGUCAUAAGUGGCGUCCUUUGUACUUGGAGGAUGUCCUACAGGAAGAUAUCAAUGCACCUACGACCGAGAGAAGGCUUUCGACUAAAACACUCGCGGAUGUGGUUGAAGCGUUGAUUGGUGCUUCAUACAGCGAGGGAGGUAUUGCCAUGGCAGAGAAAUGCAUUGCCAUGUUUCUGCCGGAGAUCGUAUGGGAUGGCAUGGUCAAAGGCAGAGAGAUUCUCUUCAGUAGGGUGCCGCCAAAUGAGCCUCUUCCGCCGAUUUUGGAGCCCCUGGAGAGGCUGCUUGGGUAUACCUUUCAGCGCAAGGCUCUUUUGACAGAGGCCUUGACGCACGCCUCGUACAUGGCGGAUAAUAUGAUGGACCAUGGCAAGCGAUCCCUUGAAAGGUUGGAAUUCUUGGGCGAUGCUGUUCUUGACCACGUUAUCGUGACCAAGGUCUUUGAAGUGACGCCGGAGCUGCCUCAUUAUACGAUGCAUACGCUGAAGACGGGCUUGGUGAAUGGCGAUUUCCUCGCGUUCAUGACGAUGGAACACGGUUUGAAAUCCGUCGAGACUGUUGUGACGGAGGAAGGCAGCGUGGAACACCAAGAAACGCAUACCUAUCUGUGGCAGUUUAUGCGGCACGCGGCGAAUUCCAUUGGAAUCGAGCAAUUAACGACGGUGACAAGACACGCAGCCCUAAGGGAAAAGAUCCUCGACGCCAUGGAGAACGGCACGCACUAUCCAUGGGCUCUGCUGGCGGCGCUGAACCCGAAGAAGUUUUACUCUGAUUUGUUUGAGGCGGUGCUUGGUGCCGUAUGGGUCGACUCGGGGUCCAUCGAAGCGUGCAGGGCUGUGUGUGCGCAGUUCGGACUGAUGAAGUACCUGGAGCGGCUGCUGCGCGAUAAAGUACAUGUGCAGCAUCCAAAGGAGGAGCUGGGCAAAUGGGCGAACUCGGAGACGGUGGUGUAUGAUUUCCAUACGGAGGAUGUGGUUGAGUUGCCCGGGAAUAAGGAGUUCUUUUGCAAGGUUGUGAUUGGGGAGAGGGUGGUGGUGGAGGCGAGGGGGGGGAUUAACAAGGAGGAGAUUAAGACGAAGGCUGCGACGGAGGCGUUGAAGAUUUUGGUGGAGGAGAAGAGGAGGAGGGAUGAGGCUGAGGCUAGUGGUGAUGUUGUGAUGGGGGAGGGGGAUUGA